AUGUCAGGCAUGUCCGGAGUCAAUGGUAAUCGCUUCAUCGCCUUCGCCUUCCCAGCGUAUCGGAUGUCGCUGGACAUGCGGCGGCUGGGCGACGGCGAUCUCGACUGGGGCACGCACGGUCCUUUGACGAGAGAUGAUAAGGGAGAAGAGGAUGGACAGUGGGGCGGCGACGACGAUGACGGUGAUGAUGACAAUGAAGGGGAGGGGGAGAAGGAAGAAGAGGACGGAGUAUAUUUUGAGGGGUGA
Pseudogymnoascus verrucosus is the source of this 246-nucleotide messenger RNA. RefSeq lists its product as uncharacterized. NCBI's taxonomy places the organism in Eukaryota, Fungi, Ascomycota, Leotiomycetes, Thelebolales, Thelebolaceae. The record is from RefSeq and is a predicted model, not a curated record. Bases 1 to 246 code for a protein of 81 amino acids. The transcript has 2 exons.